AGCCCGUCUCGCUCAAACCUCACCGAUUCCGCCCUGGCGCGGCCCCCAUGCGAACCCUGGCCUAUCAGGGCCUUGAGGCGUCUGCCUUGGAGCGCCAGGAGGAGAAUGGCCCAAUUGAUGUUGACCACCCAUGGUAUUCACGUGCUGGGCCCGACCGCUUUCCAGCUUUGCGCCACCUGGGAUUCUGUGUGGGGCUGGGCUUGGUGGUGGUGCUCUUCGUCUAUGGCCUGACCUUGAAGAUCCCCGUGGUGACGGAAGGAGCCGAGCAAGGGCUGAGCUUGUCCGAGACUCCGCUGGUCUGUGGCCCUCGGGACCGGCCCUUCACCGCCAAGAUCGUCUUCCUCGGCACGCAGAAGCCCUUGAAGGAGAUGAAGUCGUCCCUCCCCUGGGUCCCCGAUGCCGGGCUGCGACAUGGCGGCUUUGCGCGCUGGACCGCCGACCGGGGCAAGUGCCUCAUGGUGAAGAUGGGCUCGCAGAUGGUGGCGACUGAGGACUGCGCCACGUCCUUCACUGGCUUUGUAUUCAAAGAAAUCAACGCGUUGGAUGAACAGCUCCAGGGCUUCGGAGGGAACGUCACGAACGACACCGAGAUGAACCUCACGAACUUCUCCACGCCCGCGCCCUACGCUCCACCUGCAGAGGAGCCGCGCUUGGUGCCGCCGGCCUUGAGGGUGAAGCAGCCGCGCUAUAUUCCACCCCCAGAGGUUGGAGAGUCGUUCUGGCAGCCAGAGGCGUGGUUCCAAAUCGAGCUCAUGCAUGAUGCUACCCAGUGCUUGUCCCGUGUUGCGGACAAUGUUUUGAUGAUCGAACCAUGUGCGCGAGUGGAUGCAGCAGAAUUCCAGAACCAGCAUUUUACCCUGCAGCGCUUGUCUUGGUGCAACGGCGACCAAACCGCAUACCAAGUGCGACUGGGGGACAGGUGCUUGGCCGACGCUGGGGACCACCUGGUCUUGAGGCGUUGUGAUCUAGACCCUGCCUGGGUGAGGCUCCAACCAGUGAUCAGCGAGAGGAAGAUGGUCUUGAGCAUCCACCCGGACUUGCAGGACAACCACCGAGCAGACCUGGGCGAGACCUACAUGGGCAAUCCUGGUGUUCACUUGCCCUGGGACGUGAAGCACUUGGUGGAAUAUCCAUGGGCUGGUGAUCAUUGCUCGGCGCCCAAGCCUCUCUACUCUGACCCAUCCCAAGCUUGUUACGACCAAUUCAAGCACCAGAGCCAGGGCAUGCAGGUGCAAUGUCCUGCAGAGCCGGAGGACACGCACCUCCUGGGCGAUGGAAAGGGUUGCACUGGUUUGUGUGGUGUGACGUCCACGGACGCCCCCUGCAGCUGUGGCACCAUGUCAUGCCCUGGUUGCGUGAGCGGUUUUGGCUACAAUGCGCUGACAGACAGCAGCUGGCUUCCUCCUGGCUGUAUUUUUGUGGGCUGUACCCAGGGUGCUGAUCCUGCUAAGCCAGAGGGCUCAUACUCCCCUUUCCUGAUCCCAGGCGGCUUCAACAUCCGCACGUGCCCCAGCAAUGCCUUGGAUGGUCGAGCGGCAUGGAAUGAUGUGGCCCGCAAAGAUGAGGCGGCCAUGUGCGCCAUGGACGCGGACUGUGCGGGUGAAGAGUUCGUCGGGCGUAUGUCACUCUCUGGACGAAGCUUCACCUUUUGCUGCCCAGGGGCCACCUCCAAUCCCUUCUCGGUAUUGAGUCUGGGCUACUUUGGUGUGAUGCCAGAGAAUGGCCACUAUGGUGCCAACGGAGUUGAGUGCAAUGCCACGGGCUGCAGCUACCGCCGCAGCUGUGCCUGUCCUUGGUCAGUGCCCGCCUUCAACCUCCGCGUCACGGGGCCCUCCACGCGAAAGACGGUCUUCAUCCCUCACCCAGGGGAAGCAGAAAGCUUCCGUGUGAAAGUGAUAAAGACCAAGGUGAUUGAGGUGAGACAGCUCACUGAAGACCCAGAAGAUGCUCAGAUCAUCAUUGCUCCCCACAUGGACAAGGACUCCAAACUCAGCAUUUAUGCAGUGGCGAUGGGUUCAGACGAUAGCUUCCACGUCGGCGAUGGAGUGAACCUGAACCCACCCGGAGUCGCGGCCUUCCUGCAGAGCUGCACGCUUCCCUGCGAGCGUCGCCACGAGUGUGCGGCCAUCACACUGCCUCAUUAUCCAGGCUUUGGAGGACCCCAAGAAAUCAACCCCAGCGGAUUGUGGAAUGUGAAAGAGGCACCCGGCCCAUCUCUGUUCGAUGAUCGGAGCAUUGUGAUCGCGCCCAAAUUGACCAAGAGCACUUUACACAUGGGGCCGGUCUUCAUCGGCCAUCCUGGAAAGACUUAUGUGGGCGAUGACCCUGAUGUGCGGGGCAUCUUCCAAGGGCUGGAGAACCGUCCGACUGACGGCCCAGGUAGUGCGCCUGGCGGACCCUUUUCUGCAAGUGGGCGAUGGCGUGUUAUGAACUCCACUGCACGUUCCGUAGGUCAAAUUGGACCGUUAGCCUAGUUGACUCCACCGUGAUUCAGUUUCACAAAAAGAGACAUAGCAGACACAUGGUUACAUAGAGAUUGUUUGUUCACGGAUGUUUGUCAUACCGUCCUUUCUUCGAUCCUUUUGCACACUGCCGCCCCCAUUGACUUCAAGCCAUGAAGAUGUGUGAAGUUCCCCGUUGAAAAGGAUGGAACAAGGAGGAAGGUUCCUGCUGAGAGAUCCUGCCGAGCGAGACCAUGUGGUCCUCAUGGCUGCGAGGGUUGGUGGGACCAGAGAUGCCAACGGGAGCUCGAUGCAUUCCAUUGGAUCCAAGUAGAGCCUCGGCGAUGGACACCCGAACAGCUACAACUACCAUCAAAUACCUGCUUCAUCCUGCUUGAAGCCAGUGAGAUCAUGUUUUGAAUGGCCGAGCCCCCAGAGAAACCGGUCAGUCGGUGGUUUUUUUGGGAGGCUUCAGAACUUGGAGAUGUGAGGUACGACCGGCAUGGGUACUGAGUGGCUCAAGGCCUUUUUCCAGUGCAAGGAGAGCGUAGUUUCGGGCACCGAAUUCGAUCCACGAAUUUGGUAUUAGCUGCAUUUAGCAGUUUGUAGUGGAUACCGUUGCUAUAUGUGGACGAUAUGAUGUGGCCUAUGCCCAC
Durusdinium trenchii is the source of this 3097-nucleotide messenger RNA. Lineage: Eukaryota; Dinophyceae; Suessiales; Symbiodiniaceae. The record is from the annotation of a GenBank genome assembly.